Pyrgilauda ruficollis (rufous-necked snowfinch) is the source of this 1326-nucleotide messenger RNA. It is a transcript of the gene RUVBL2, whose product is annotated as RuvB like AAA ATPase 2. Lineage: Eukaryota; Metazoa; Chordata; Aves; Passeriformes; Passeridae. Gene Ontology annotation, biological process: box C/D snoRNP assembly; regulation of transcription by RNA polymerase II; chromatin remodeling. The record is from RefSeq and is a predicted model, not a curated record. Gene Ontology annotation, molecular function: ATP binding; DNA helicase activity. Gene Ontology annotation, cellular component: NuA4 histone acetyltransferase complex; Swr1 complex; Ino80 complex.
CCCCAAACUCCCCCCCCAAUUCCCUCCCAGACCCCCAAAGUUCCGGAGGUUCGGGACGUGACCCGGAUCGAGCGCAUCGGCGCCCACUCCCACAUCCGCGGGCUGGGCCUGGACGAUGCCCUGGAGCCGCGGCAGGUGUCGCAGGGCAUGGUGGGGCAGCUGUCGGCCCGGCGCGCCGCCGGCGUCAUCCUGGAGAUGAUCAAGGAGGGGAAAAUCGCCGGGAGAGCCGUGCUGAUCGCCGGGCAGCCGGGCACGGGGAAAACGGCCAUUCAAACCCCGUUUUUCCCCGCAGGCAUGGCGCAGGCGCUGGGCCCCGACACGCCCUUCACGGCCAUCGCGGGCAGCGAGAUCUUCUCCCUGGAGAUGUCGCGCACCGAGGCGCUGACCCAGGCCUUCCGCCGCUCCAUCGGCGUCCGCAUCAAGUACGGGGGGUCCCCACCCCGAUCUGGGGGGUCCCACGCCGCCUUUCGGGGUCCCCACCCCGUUUUUUGUCCCCGCUGCCGGGUGGUUUUCUCAUUUGUUUUAAGCUCUGUUUGGUUUUUGCACCUGACCCACCCCAGGGGGGCUGAGCCCUCUUUUUGGGUACUCUCAGACCCCAAAACUGCACCUGGGAACCCCAAAACUGCCUCUGACCGCCCCCAAACCCCAAAUCCAGGUGACACAGGUGAGAUCAAGCCGGAGGUGCGGGAGCAGAUCAACGCCAAAGUGGCCGAGUGGCGCGAGGAGGGCAAGGCCGAGGUCAUCCCUGGGGUGCUGUUCAUCGACGAGGUUCACAUGUUGGACAUCGAGAGCUUCUCGUUCCUCAACCGGGCCCUGGAGAGCGACAUGGCGCCCGUGCUGAUCAUGGCCACGAACCGCGGCAUCACCAGGAUCCGAGGCACUGCCCACCGCAGCCCCCACGGGCUCCCGCUGGAUCUGCUGGACCGGCUGCUGAUCAUCGCCACGGCCCCGUACGGCGACAAGGAGACGCGGCAGAUCCUCAAAAUCCGGUGUGAGGAGGAGGACGUGGAGAUGACGGAGGACGCGUACGCGGUGCUGACGCGCAUCGGGCUGGAGACGUCGCUGCGCUACGCCAUACAGCUCAUCACCGCCGCCAGCCUGGUGGCCAGGAAACGCAAGGGCGCGGAGGUGGGGGUGGAGGACAUCAAGCGCGUGUAUUCGCUGUUCCUGGACGAGUCGCGCUCCACGCAGUACAUGAGGGAGUACCAGGAGGCCUUCCUGUUCAACGAGCUCCAGAGUGAAUCCAUGGAAACACCGUGACCCCCCCCAGUGCCCCUCCCCCACUCACCCCUCCCCCCCUUUGUACAAUAAAUCUGAUUUGGAGCC